This is a messenger RNA of Chelonus insularis, 1847 nucleotides long. It is a transcript of the gene Pdi, whose product is annotated as protein disulfide isomerase. Bases 247 to 1737 code for a protein of 496 amino acids. Gene Ontology annotation, molecular function: protein disulfide isomerase activity. Gene Ontology annotation, cellular component: endoplasmic reticulum. The transcript has 4 exons. Gene Ontology annotation, biological process: response to endoplasmic reticulum stress; protein folding. Lineage: Eukaryota; Metazoa; Arthropoda; Insecta; Hymenoptera; Braconidae. The record is from RefSeq and is a predicted model, not a curated record.
CCGGAGUUCCUUCAAACUUGUGGCGUGUACAUAACUCGUCGUUCCGUUGUAUCUCAUCCUCCAGUCAGUUGAGUCUGAACUUGUGUCGUUAAUCGUACGAAUCGUUCUGUACUCACUAGACGAUUCUAUUUUUAUUAUAAUUCUAUUAAAAUUUUGAUUUAUUUAUAAAUUGUUUAUAUAUAUAUAAACAUAACUUUAAUUCAUUUAUUUUGGAUAUUCCAUUUUUCAUCUAAAAACUAACUAAUAAUGAGCGUCACCAGUUUGAUAGUCGUGGCAGCUUUGUGCAUCACCACAACUGUUGCCGACAUUGCUACUGAGGAUGGAGUUCUCGUUUUAACAAAAGAGAAUUUCGAUCAAGCCAUCACUGAUAAUCCAUACAUGCUUGUGGAAUUUUAUGCACCAUGGUGUGGUCACUGUAAAUCAUUAGCUCCAGAAUACGCAAAAGCAGCCAAAGAUCUUGCUGAUAAAAAAUCAGAAAUAAAAUUAGCUAAAGUUGAUGCUACUCAAGAAUCAGGUUUAGCUGAGAAACAUGGGGUUAAAGGAUACCCAACUUUGAAAUUUUAUCGCCAUGGAAAAUUCAUCGAUUACACCGGUGGUCGUGUAGCUGAUGAAAUCGUCAAUUGGGUUACUAAAAAGACUGGUCCACCUGCUAAACAUUUACAAUCUGUUGAUGAAGUUAAAGCUUUACUUGAUGCUCAUAACGUGGUUGUUAUUGGAUUCUUUAAAAAUCAAGAAUCUGAAAAUGCUAAAGUAUUCUUAGAUGUCGCCAAUACCAUUGAUGACCACGCAUUUGGUAUUUCUAGUAAUGAUGAUGUAUUCGCUGAAUACAAAGUUGAAGAUGGAAAAGUCCAUCUUUUCAAGAAAUUCGAUGGUGGUCAAGUGAUACCUUUCGAAGAUGAAUGGACCACAGAAAAACUUCAAGAAUUCGUCUCAGUCAAUGCUCUUCCAUUAGUUGUUGAUUUCAAUCAAGAAACUGCACAAAAGAUAUUUGGUGGUGAUAUUAAGAGCCAUCUUCUCGUAUUUUUGAGCAAAGAAAAAGGUCAUUAUGAUCAAUAUGUUGAAGGAAUUAAGAAGCCUGCUGAAAAGUUCAAGGGAAAAAUCUUAUUCGUUACCAUUAACGCUGAUGAAGAUGAUCAUGAACGUAUCCUUGAAUUCUUUGGAAUGACGAAAGCAGAUGUACCUGCCAUGCGAAUUAUUAAAUUAGAACAAGAUAUGGCUAAAUUCAAACCUGAAAACCCCGAUUUAAGUGGAGAAAAUGUAAUGGAAUUCGUUACUGCAUUCCAUGAUGGUAAAUUAAAGAGACAUUUGCUCACACAAGAUCUUCCUGAAGAUUGGAACAAAAACCCUGUCAAAGUACUUGUGGGUACCAACUUCCAUGAAGUUGCAUUCGACAAGAGCAAAAGUGUUCUCGUUGAAUUUUAUGCUCCUUGGUGUGGACAUUGUAAACAGCUUGUUCCAAUUUAUGACCAGCUUGGAGAAAAAUACAAGGAUAACAAAGAGAUUGUCAUUGCUAAGAUGGAUGCCACAGCUAAUGAGUUGGAAGAAGUUAAAAUAAACAGUUUCCCUACCAUCACCUUGUACAAAAAAGAAACGAAUGAGGCUGUUGAAUAUAACGGAGAACGAACACUUGAAGGUCUUUCCAAGUUUAUCGACUCUGAUGGAGUUUAUGGACAAGCUGCCGAAGAAGCUCAAGAAGUAGAUGAAGAUGACGAUACACCAAGAAAGGAUGAGUUAUAAGUCUUGAGCGCACAGAAAAAAAGAAAAGAUACAUUGCUGCGGGUUAUAUUUUUUCCGCUUUAUUAAUUAGACAGUUAUCAAGAGAUCAAAUCAAUUCUCACGAAAAAAAA